This is a messenger RNA of Aspergillus brunneoviolaceus CBS 621.78, 1353 nucleotides long. RefSeq names its product glutamate decarboxylase. Gene Ontology annotation, cellular component: cytosol. NCBI's taxonomy places the organism in Eukaryota, Fungi, Ascomycota, Eurotiomycetes, Eurotiales, Aspergillaceae. The transcript has a single exon. Gene Ontology annotation, biological process: L-glutamate catabolic process. Gene Ontology annotation, molecular function: pyridoxal phosphate binding; glutamate decarboxylase activity. The record is from RefSeq and is a predicted model, not a curated record. The annotation marks the transcript as partial.
GGAAGACGAAGCUGAGAAGCUCAUGGCCGAAUCCUUCAGCAAGAACUUCAUUGACUACGAAGAAUACCCUCAGUCCGCAGAGAUCCAGAACCGUUGUGUGAACAUGAUUGCCCGUUUGUUCAACGCUCCCACUGACAGUGAUGAUGAGCACCCCAUGGGUACCUCGACCAUUGGUUCGUCCGAGGCUAUCAUGCUGGGUACCCUGGCUAUGAAGCGCCGGUGGCAAAACAAGCGCAAGGCCGAGGGUAAGGAUUGGUCGCGUCCCAACAUUGUUAUGAACAGCGCCGUCCAGGUCUGCUGGGAGAAGGCUGCUCGCUACUUCGACGUGGAGGAACGGUACGUUUACUGCACGGAGGAUCGCUAUGUGAUUGAUCCGAAGGAGGCAGUCGACCUGGUGGACGAGAACACCAUCGGUAUUUGUGCCAUUCUGGGUACUACCUACACCGGCGAGUACGAAGAUGUGAAGGCCAUUAACGACCUGCUGGUGGAGCGUGGUAUUGACUGCCCCAUCCACGUGGACGCGGCCAGCGGUGGCUUCGUGGCGCCCUUCAUCCACCCCACCCUCAAGUGGGAUUUCCGCCUGGAGAAGGUCGUUUCGAUCAACGUGUCCGGCCACAAGUACGGCUUGGUGUACCCUGGUGUUGGCUGGGUGGUCUGGCGCUCGCCCGAGUACCUGCCUAAGGAGCUGAUCUUCAACAUCAACUACCUUGGUGCGGAGCAGGCCAGUUUCACGCUCAACUUCUCCAAGGGAGCGUCCCAGGUGAUCGGACAGUACUACCAGAUGAUCCGACUGGGUAAGCGGGGCUACCGGUCGAUCAUGGUGAACAUCACCAAGAUUGCCGACUACCUGGCCAGCGAGUUAGAGAAGAUGGGCUUUAUCAUCAUGAGCCAGCGCGGCGGCAAGGGCCUGCCGCUGGUGGCUUUCCGUCUGCGGCCUGACCGCGACGAGGUGUUCGACGAGUUUGCGGUGGCGCACCAGUUGCGUGAGCGUGGCUGGAUUGUGCCGGCGUACACCAUGGCCCCCAACAGCAACUCCUUGAAGCUGAUGCGGGUGGUGGUGCGCGAGGAUUUCAGCAUGAACCGGUGUGACGCGCUGUUGGCGGACAUCAAGCUGGCUAUGAGCACCUUGAGCGAGAUGGACAAGACCAUGCUGGAGCGCUACACUAAGUAAGUGGAUUGAUGAAACUCUUCAUAGCUGGCUUCAAACUAACAGGAUUUUAGACACGUGCGCCAACAUGCCACCCACUCGCACAAGGCCAAGCACACUCACCACCACUACAAGAACGAAACCCACUCGUUGCAGGGCAAGACGGGUAAGACUCACGGUGUGUGCUAGAUGCUGCACAUCGCAUA